AUGGCUGCUGUCGACGUCCCAGAUCUCCAAUUCACACCGGUAGAGGAGAUCCCGGGAAAGGCUCAGAAAGUGCGCACCACUUUCUUCCAGCAAAAGACUCGGCCUAUCGAGUUCCGGAUUCAACAGCUCCGAAAACUAUACUGGGCGUUUAAAGAUCGUGAGCACCUCGUCACAGAAGCUCUACAUCGGGAUUUGGGUAAACCGAAAUAUGAAGCAUAUCUUUCAGAAAUUAGCCUAUGCGAGAAUGACAUCAUCUUCGUGCAAAAGAAUCUUGCCAAAUGGGCGAAGGAUGAGAAGGCACAAGACAUCGAUUUGACCUUUUCGUUCAUGAAACCUGUGAUUAGAAAGGAUCCCCUGGGUUGCGUAUUAGUGAUUGGAGCUUUCAAUGUUCCUUUUAGUCUAACCCUUUGUCCCUUGGUUGGAGCUAUCGCUGCAGGGAAUACCGUGGUGGUCAAGCCCAGUGAAACGUCUCCAAAUUGCGCUGCUGUUCUGCAGGAGAUCAUUGAAGCUGCCUUCGACCCCGAUGUUGUAACUGUCGUUCAGGGAGGUGUUCCACAAGUUCAAGCUCUUCUAGCUGAGCGCUGGGACAAAAUCUGUUUCACUGGCAGCUCAAAUGUGGGUCGUAUUGUUGCCAAAGCUGCUGCACCCAACCUCACUCCCGUUCUACUCGAGCUUGGUGGCCGCAACCCAGCAUUUAUUACCAAGAAAGCAGACCUGAGGUUGGCCGCUAGACGGCUCCUAUGGGGUAAAACCUUCAACGCCGGCCAGAUUUGCCUCUCCCAAAACUACAUUCUCGUGGAUAGAGAAGUGCUGUCGCAACUGGUGACCGAGUUUGAAAAGACAUGGAAAGAAUACUAUCCUGAUGGCGUCAAACCCUCCCCUGACUACUGUCGUAUCGUCAAUGACUCUGCUUUCCGCCGGAUUAAGGGCCUGAUCGAUUCCAGCAAGGGCAAGAUUCUCCUCGGGGGAACUAUGGAUGAAAAGGAACGCUUUAUAGAACCCACCUUGAUCCAGGUUGAUUCCGUUGAUGAUCCACUCAUCCAACAGGAGACUUUCGGUCCCGUCAUUACAAUUUUGCCUGUAGGCGAUCUCGACGAAGCCAUCAAAAUCGCAAAUAAUGUCGACAGCACUCCGCUGGCCCUCUAUCCAUUUGGAACCAAACAAGAAGUCGAGAAAGUUCUCUCCUCCGUCCGCUCCGGAGGCGUUUCGAUCAACGAUUCAUUCAUGCACGCCAGCAUUCCCAACUUGCCCUUCGGCGGCGUUGGUGAGAGUGGAACCGGCUGCUACCAUGGGCGAAGUAGCUUCGAUGCCUUUGUGCACCGACGUUCAAUCGCCUCCACUCCUGGCUGGGUCGAGCGUGCUCUCUUCAUUCGAUACCCUCCCUAUGCGGGCAAGUUGAAAAAGGCCCUCAAGACCAGCACUCUAGCGCCCAAUUUCAAUCGGAAUGGACAGACGACUAUCGGCCUUCUGGGUUGGAUCGUGUGGUUCGCCACGUUUGGCGGAGGAGCUAAUAAGUCGGGAGCAAGCCGUGCAGCCGUUGCAGCUAUUGGUUAG
Paracoccidioides brasiliensis Pb18 is the source of this 1554-nucleotide messenger RNA. Its product is annotated as hexadecenal dehydrogenase. The coding region runs from base 1 to 1554 and encodes 517 amino acids. Gene Ontology annotation, molecular function: aldehyde dehydrogenase (NAD+) activity. Gene Ontology annotation, cellular component: cytoplasm. Gene Ontology annotation, biological process: aldehyde metabolic process. The transcript has 4 exons. The record is from RefSeq and is a predicted model, not a curated record.